Molecule: messenger RNA, 819 nt
Organism: Giardia duodenalis
Lineage: Eukaryota; Fornicata; Diplomonadida; Hexamitidae
Product: Beta-giardin
Exons: 1
Coding region: 1-819 (272 amino acids)
Molecular function (GO): structural constituent of cytoskeleton
Source: RefSeq, a predicted model, not a curated record
AUGUCUAUGUUCACCUCCACCCGUACGCUCACCCAGACGAUGGACAAGCCCGACGACCUCACCCGCAGUGCGACCGAGACGGCGGUCAAGCUCAGCAACAUGAACCAGCGCGUCAGCAGGUUCCACGACAAGAUGGAGAACGAGAUCGAGGUCCGCCGCGUCGACGACGACACGCGCGUGAAGAUGAUCAAGGACGCCAUCGCACACCUCGACAGGCUCAUCCAGACGGAGUCGAGGAAGCGCCAGGCCUCGUUCGAGGACAUCCGCGAGGAGGUCAAGAAGUCCGCCGACAACAUGUACCUAACGAUCAAGGAGGAGAUCGACACCAUGGCUGCAAACUUCCGCAAGUCCCUUGCGGAGAUGGGCGACACACUCAACAACGUUGAGACAAAUCUCCAGAACCAGAUCGCCAUCCAUAACGACGCCAUCGCGGCUCUCAGGAAGGAGGCCCUCAAGAGCCUGAACGAUCUCGAGACGGGCAUUGCCACGGAGAACGCAGAAAGGAAGAAGAUGUACGACCAGCUCAACGAGAAGGUCGCAGAGGGCUUCGCCCGCAUCUCCGCCGCGAUCGAGAAGGAGACGAUCGCCCGCGAGAGGGCCGUUAGCGCUGCCACGACAGAAGCGCUCACAAACACGAAGCUCGUCGAGAAGUGCGUCAACGAGCAGCUCGAGAACGUCGCCUCGGAGAUCCGCGCUAUCCAGGAGGAGAUCGACCGCGAGAAGGCCGAACGCAAGGAGGCAGAGGACAAGAUCGUCAACACUCUCGAGGACGUCGUCUCGAAGAUCCAGGGCGGCCUCUCGAUGGUCACAAAGCACUAA